CAGAAACGCGAGGCAAAGUUGGAAAUUUUGCUUGAAAAGCGAUAUAUGUAAAAUGUGUUCGAUGUAAAAGCGGAAAAAAAAAAACGGAAUGAGUCACGAUUAGAUGGCAGGAUAAAGAGAUAAACAGUCAGUGGUCGUAAUGAAUGCCGAUGGUUUUCCUUAGUAACUAUGUGUUAGAGAUCGACCGCACACGUUUAAGUAAACUUGUCGAAUAUGCUUGCGUAAGCUACUUGUGCAAGUUUACACUCGAACGUAUGGCAGGAUAGCUGCAUGGUUACAACUGUGACGAGUUUACUUAAGUAUGGCCGGCCUUACGAUUCUGUCGUCAUUACGUUCGCCACAUUCACGUUCUUGAACUUGCAUGACUUGACUUGGUCGCACUUGGUACGACGAUCAGUUACGAUCUAUCAACGGAGAGAGGUACCAGCGCGUCCAAUCGCGAGAAGACUCGAGGAGGUGCAACUCACGCGAUCAACUAUUUUCCGAUUGUUGUUGCAUCGCGAGCGAGUUUGCACAAGAGAUCAGGUCGAAAGGAAAAGGCUGACAUCUUUUGCAGUUUGUAGCCAGUUGACUUCGUGGAAAGAAUUGAAACGAUUAAGGGGAUUGAGGAGAAGAAUGUCAACGGCUCCGAGAAGAGACAGAUAGAUAUUAUUUACUACGAUCCUCCCGCGUUAACUCGUGCACGAAGAUGAAGCUACUUACGAUCGUUCCCGCCCUUUUCUCUUGGCUAACGAUUGUCGAUUGCGUGUCGACUGCGAGAUUCUGUAGUCCGGACACGGGAGACGAUUUCCAACGCGCGCAUGUCGGUCUGAUUAUCUCGCCCAUAAUGUCCAUUCGAAUGAUACGGGAGAUCGAGAUUUAUUGGAAUCAUGCCAGGUAUCGACCGGGCGAUACGAUCGCUCUUUACACGGGCGAGCCCACGAACGGCCUCGAGCCAAUUUAUACCCUGAUACCAAACGCACCGAGUGGUAUAAAGAGGACUGGACUGCAGGCCACGUUUGUUCCCACCUCGAAUCUCACGUUCGUUCAGCAAUGCCUACAGUACCAUGUUGCUUGGCUGAGAAAUAACACGGUAAGACUGACAGAUUGUCUGCAAACACAGCCUCACUGGAUGUCAGAGAGGAAGGCUAUCUUAGGAUCGCUGCCUAUGAGCAGGGUGUUCUUGCCCGGCACUCACGAUUCUGCGUCUUACGCGAUAUACGAACGAGCGAACUCCGAGAAUAUCGUCGAAAGAUAUGUGAUAACGCAGGAUGUGGACGUGCUCGCGCAAUUGAUCUACGGAGUUAGAUACCUUGACAUCAGAGUCGGACACUACCCCGACACCAAUUCGGUGUGGUGGGUGAAUCAUGGAGUAUUCAGAACUGUUCCUAUGCAGACCAUCAUAAAUCAGGUGAAGACCUUCCUCGACAACACGAACGAGAUCGUAAUAUUCGACAUCCAGGAAUUUCCAGUUGGCUUUGGAAAAAAUCUGGGGGUACAUCACGACUUCGUUGCAUUCCUCGAGAAACAAUUCGCUGGGUACUACUUGCCGAAGAGUUACGGAUGGACUAGUACUCUGAAUACAAUCUGGUCAUCCGGGAAAAGACUUAUUAUCGGUUAUGAUGAAAGACGAGUCGUCAGUCGCUACGAUAGCAUAUGGCCUUGUGUGACACAUCAAUGGGGAAAUGUCAGGACUAUCGAAGACUUGUUCAACCAUCUGAAUCGCAUCGAAACGGAAAGUCUUGGACAACCUAGAUCAAUACCAAGAUCGGCGAUGGCAGAAUUAACGCCCAACACGUGGGAUGUCAUUUUAAACCGACUUGGAAGUAUCCGCGAAAUGGCGGAAAAAGUUAAUAUCAACGUUACAAAUUGGUACAACAGCAAAUGGCAAAGCACCGCGAAUAUCGUUGCUGUCGACUUUGUCCGAUCGUCCGGUAUCAUCGAAACUGCGAUCGAAUGGAACGAAAGACGAAAUUCGCAUUGUUAAAACUUUCUCUAUUCCCUAUUCGCGCAAGAAUUGAAAACGUACAAACUAAAAUUUAUUUAAUGCACAUUAAUCUAUAGUGUACAUUAAU
Cyphomyrmex costatus is the source of this 2054-nucleotide messenger RNA. Its product is annotated as PI-PLC X domain-containing protein 1. The record is from RefSeq and is a predicted model, not a curated record. The transcript has 7 exons. The coding region runs from base 689 to 1966 and encodes 425 amino acids. Lineage: Eukaryota; Metazoa; Arthropoda; Insecta; Hymenoptera; Formicidae. Gene Ontology annotation, biological process: lipid metabolic process. Gene Ontology annotation, molecular function: phosphoric diester hydrolase activity.